This is a messenger RNA of Oncorhynchus gorbuscha (pink salmon), 1649 nucleotides long. Its product is annotated as RING finger protein 122-like. Bases 664 to 1056 code for a protein of 130 amino acids. Gene Ontology annotation, cellular component: endomembrane system. The transcript has 7 exons. The record is from RefSeq and is a predicted model, not a curated record. Gene Ontology annotation, molecular function: ubiquitin protein ligase activity. Lineage: Eukaryota; Metazoa; Chordata; Actinopteri; Salmoniformes; Salmonidae.
AGAGAGAGAGAGAGAGAGAGAGAGAGAGAGAGAGAGAGAGAGACCCUUGUAUUGAAUUGAAAGAGGCAGAGGCAGAAAUAUAGGAACAGCAGCAGCAAUAACAGAAGCAGCAGAGGAGGAUCGAGGCAGAUUUCUAGACCACCAUUAUGGAUUGAGACGAAGAGGGAACCCUGCCACCAUGACCAAGCCAGCUGGAGUCAUCACUUGGACGUCAUCGUUGAGAGAGGAGAAGGAGCACACACGAGGACUGCAGCACUCCCAAUCCCACAUCUCCCAAUCCUAACCCUCGGGAGCUAAUCCAGAUUUGGGAAUGUCGCGUAUGGAUUGCUGAGUGGACAAAACCGCACCGCCAGAAUCUGCACACUCUUCUCAGAAUUCUGAUCAUCUUCAUGGUUUUGUUUUUGGACGAUCCACCACGACCUCAAACCACCCCAGCAACUCGUUUGUCUUCUUUUAGCCCCAGUUUAGAGACUGAUUGUAGGCUUCCGGGCGUCGGGGUAACCUGGUAGUUUGGCCCUCACACAGGUCCAGCCUUCUCCUGACAGGGCCUGGAUUUACUGCUGCAGUCCUGGGAGUCAGGUUUCAUGCAACCAUUCCAAUGGUGUAACGGAUGCCUGUGGUUUAGGUCUCCAGCACUUUGAGAAGUACUGUGGACAUAGCAAGAUGGAUACCACUUACCACCUGCCACUCAAUGUCUACGUGAUAGUGCUGGGCAUCGGCCUGUUCGUCUUCAUGCUCAGCCUCAUCUUCUGCUGCUACCUCUUCAGGUUGAAACAGCAAGGGACGAGGGAGCAGUUCAGCUACAACGAGGUGGUUCUUAAAGGGGCAGGCAAGAAGCUGAGCCUUCUAGGACAAACGUGUGCAGUAUGUUUGGAAGAGUUUCGGACCAGAGAUGAGCUAGCCGUGUGUCCGUGUUCGCACGCAUUUCACAAGAAGUGCCUGCUGAAGUGGCUGGAGAUCCGUAGCGUGUGCCCCAUGUGUAAUAAACCCAUCCUCAGGCUCCACCCAGAGCCCACACAGGGAACUGAGGGGCCCCAGGACCCAGAGGAGGUGUGAAGGACCCUCAGGGGCCACCACGACCGCCAUACGCACCUGUACGCAUUUACAUGGAAUUGAUGGUCAUUUUAUGGACAUCACACAGAGUCGAUUGUAUUCUUAAAGUGGCUUCCAUGGUGUUAGUCUUUGACUGAGCAUUAAUCAAUAUGGCUGGGGUUUGGGUACUGUAUAUGGAUGUUGAUUACACCCCGUCCAGGCCUUUCAGAUCGUCAAGAAAGUCAACGAUGACCAAGGGGGCAGGGCGCAAGUGUGUUUCAGGAUCAGGCCCUACUAGUUUAGCAAUGGAACCUAAAAACAAAAUGAUAACUCUAACCUUCAGGGAUGUGGUGUUUGGAAUGUGGCCAUACUAGCAUGCCAAUGGGGAAAGGAUAGGGUAGGGGUCAGGUGCAGCAGGUCAGUUUGGGAUUGGGCCCUCCUAGCUUAGCAGUGGAGCUUCAUAAAGCUGCAGUCUAGCCUCCCCCUUUAGAUCAGGGAGAAUGAGUAAAGGCUAUACGGACACUCCUGACCCAAAUAUUCAUUUUUCAGCAGCGUACUAAUAGUAUCUCCAGUGAGAAUGAGAGGAAAGUGACAUAGGAACGGGAGCCACUUUAGAA